UUGGAACUCAAUGUCAAGUUUAGUGAAGACUGUUGGAAGAAAAAUUUGUGUUUGUGAUAAUGUGAAUUAUUUCAGAUAAUGUUCGAGGAUACAACAAAUUACGACUUUGAUGAUGAUGAUUUGGCGACCUCCUUCACACCAGUUUUCAGUAGCACACAAGGACUCUCCCAAAAACAAAGUAAAAUUGAAGAGUUGUUACCCGAGAAUUCGAAGAAAUUCAAAUUGGAUUCUGACAUUGCCAAUAAUCAAAAUAAGCAAAGACAGCAUCUAGUGAUAAAUCCCAAACUUGAGUUAUUGUCUAAAUCAAAAGACAAUACCUUCAGCUCUCCAAGUAAAGUGGUGAAAAGAAUAUUUCCUGGUCCAGCUGGACUUCUGCCUGAUAGACAAGAAGGACAUAAGUCAAUAUCAGAGCUAAUUUGUGAAGAUCAUGUUGAACAAACAGAUGAGUUCCUGUUAUGUUCUCAAAGAACAAACUCUGUAUUUGAGAAUGGUCCAUGGAAGAGCAUGACUGAAGACUUUUCUUCUCCCAAUAGUGUGCAGUUGUAUGAAAAAUUCAGUAUAAACUGGAUAAAGCAAAGUUCUGCUCUGAAGAAGCAGGUUGCUAGUUACAAUGCCCCAUUUCUUGCUGCUAUUAUACAGAGUGUUACUAUAGAUGAAGGCAGUAAAAUACCCACUGUUAUUGUAACUCUGAAGGAUUCUACAGGAGUGAUAGAAGGAACCAUUCUUUAUAGUCUCUAUGAAGAAAACAUAGCAGGAUUUGUUGUUGGAUCAGUUUUGGUUUUGAGACAAUUUGGGGUUUUGAGUAUGGAGGACAGUUAUUGUGUUACCAUCACUCCAAAUAAUUUACUGAGGAUAUACUAUUCAAAAGUUGAAAAGUGCAAAAUGAGGAGUAAUACUCAGGUCAGGCAAAGUAGUGUUGAAAAAAUAGUGUUGAAAGAGUGUAGUGUGGAGGAUAUCUGGAAAAAGUAUGAGGAUUACUUGGUGGAACAGCAGAAAAGUGCAUCAGGAAAACUUCAACAUAAUAGUGAGAGAUCCAAGCCAAAUUUGAGGAAGUUGUUACCAUCAAACUUCAAUACUUGUGUGCCUCUUAAAAACUUUAAUUUGGGUCCUCCUGUUAAUAAUUCUAGAUAUAAAGCAACUAGUGAUAUUAGUCCUAAUCAAACUAAAACUGGUAGCCCAGCAGCAGUUAGUUUAGUCCACCAUUUUAAUACCAGAAAUACUUCUUUGAAACCUAGUAAUACUCCGAGAAUUGUUGGUAAUUCCAGUAAAAAUGGAAAUGAUGUUACUAUAAGUUGUAGUCAGCUGUCAGUGAAAACUGAUAAAGAGCAUACUGAAAUUUGGAAAAAUUUAUUUGAAGAAGUAGACACAGAUGCUCUUUUUGAUGAUUUUUGAUAUUUGUACAUAUUUUUUUACACAGGAUAUUUGAUAAUUUUGGUAUGGAAACACAUCCUUGAUAGUUUUUAAAGGAAAUAAAUGUUACCUGCCC
Phaedon cochleariae (mustard beetle) is the source of this 1486-nucleotide messenger RNA. The record is from the annotation of a GenBank genome assembly. NCBI's taxonomy places the organism in Eukaryota, Metazoa, Arthropoda, Insecta, Coleoptera, Chrysomelidae.